Messenger RNA from Nomascus leucogenys (northern white-cheeked gibbon), 2996 nucleotides. RefSeq names its product casein kinase 1 epsilon. Gene Ontology annotation, molecular function: ATP binding; protein serine/threonine kinase activity. Gene Ontology annotation, biological process: endocytosis; signal transduction; peptidyl-serine phosphorylation. Lineage: Eukaryota; Metazoa; Chordata; Mammalia; Primates; Hylobatidae. Gene Ontology annotation, cellular component: cytoplasm; nucleus. The record is from RefSeq and is a predicted model, not a curated record.
GGCGGCGAGAGCCCAGAGCCAGAGCCCGGCCGGGGCCGAGCGGAGCGCGGCGGCGGCGGCGGCGGCGGCGGCGGCGGCUGGGCCGGGAGAGGCUGGCGCGCCGGGCGGCUCCGCGAAUCCUCCGGCAUCCGCCCCGGCGGGCCGCCCCCGCCCGCGGCAGCCCCCCGAGCAGUGGCCCGGCACCGGCGCCUUCCCGGCGGGCAAGAGUGAGCCAUGGAGCUACGUGUGGGGAACAAGUACCGCCUGGGACGGAAGAUCGGGAGCGGGUCCUUCGGAGAUAUCUACCUGGGUGCCAACAUCGCCUCUGGUGAGGAAGUCGCCAUCAAGCUGGAGUGUGUGAAGACAAAGCACCCCCAGCUGCACAUCGAGAGCAAGUUCUACAAGAUGAUGCAGGGCGGCGUGGGGAUCCCGUCCAUCAAGUGGUGCGGAGCUGAGGGCGACUACAAUGUGAUGGUCAUGGAGCUGCUGGGGCCCAGCCUCGAGGACCUGUUCAACUUCUGCUCCCGCAAGUUCAGCCUCAAGACGGUGCUGCUCCUGGCCGACCAGAUGAUCAGCCGCAUCGAGUAUAUCCACUCCAAGAACUUUAUCCACCGGGACGUCAAGCCCGACAACUUCCUCAUGGGGCUGGGGAAGAAGGGCAACCUGGUCUACAUCAUCGACUUCGGCCUGGCCAAGAAGUACCGGGACGCCCGCACCCACCAGCACAUUCCCUAUCGGGAAAACAAGAACCUGACCGGCACGGCCCGCUAUGCUUCCAUCAACACGCACCUGGGCAUUGAGCAAAGCCGUCGAGAUGACCUGGAGAGCCUGGGCUACGUGCUCAUGUACUUCAACCUGGGCUCCCUGCCCUGGCAGGGGCUCAAAGCAGCCACCAAGCGCCAGAAGUAUGAGCGGAUCAGCGAGAAGAAGAUGUCAACGCCCAUCGAGGUCCUCUGCAAAGGCUAUCCCUCUGAAUUCUCAACAUACCUCAACUUCUGCCGCUCCCUGCGGUUUGAUGACAAGCCCGACUACUCUUACCUACGUCAGCUCUUCCGCAACCUCUUCCACCGGCAGGGCUUCUCCUAUGACUACGUCUUCGACUGGAACAUGCUGAAAUUCGGGGCUUCCUCGAGCCAGGCUCAGCCCCGUGACGGCCCCAUGACAGCGAAGGGACCUUUCUGUCCCUGCCCCUGUCCCUGUGCCGGGCCCACGUACUCACCCACGUACUGGUGCCCGGCUCCCCUGGGCACCCAGAGCCCCCCAGAUAGGCCGGUGGAGGAGGUGGAGGAGCUGUCCCCCCAAAACUACUGGCCUGUGGUCUGGACACCAGGGCCCCAUUUCUGAUGUCGCCAGGUGUGCCUGAGCCCAUCGGGGCCAGGCCUGAGGAAGUGUUUCUUGGGAGGAUGGGAUGGCCCCCUGUUCCCAAGAGAUGGCAGCACAGUGGAUGCCAUGGUGGAAAAGGCCUUGUCAUGGGGUCCUUAAGGGCCAGGACAGCCUGAAGGGGGGAUGGUGGCCACUGCCCACAAGGGGACUGGUGGGAACGGGUCCCAGGACAGACUCACAGCCAGACCCCGUUGGCGGCCUCUGUGUUGAACCUGAACUCAUUAAACACCUCCUCUUGCUUCAUCCUGGUGUGCCUCUUUCAUGGCAGGGCCCUCAGCCGCCCUGCUAGAUGGUUAGGACCAAGGCUCUGUUCUCCUGGAAGCCAAGGUCGGCACGUUGGUCUUGGGCUUCUCUUCUCUCUGGGUUUCUUGUUCACUAAGGAGUGAGACAGAGGUCAGUCAGAGAAUGGGGGUCUCGCAGGCCAGGGACCUCAGGGAGAGGCCUCUGUUGCCCUUUUCAGCAGGGGUGGAAAUGGGAUAUGGGCAAGGGGUGUCUUCUCUGACUUCACCCUAGACCUUCUGGCUCCAAAUGGGGCCCAUGGCCUUGGGCACCUGGGACCAGCUCUUUCCACCACAGGGCAUUGGGCACCGGGCACUUACUCAUCAAGAUAGUCACUCCCAAGUCUGGUUCAUGAUGGGCUUGGCCCUCCAGCUCAGCGCAACUCCAAGAAUGGAUUUUGUAUUCUCUAGACGGGCACUGUCCAAGAUGGUAGCCAUUGGCCACAUGUGACACAUUUUUAAUGAAUGAAAAUUAAUCAAGACUGGAAAUGUCGGCCAGGCCUGGUGGUUCAUGCCUGUAAUCCCAGCACUUUGGGAGGCCAAAGAGGGCGGAUCACUUGAGGUCAGGAGUUUAAGACCAGCCUGGCCAACAUGGUGAAACCCAUUUCUACUAAAAACACAAAAAUUAGCUGGGGAUGAUGGUGUGUUCCUGUAAUCCCAGCUACUUGGGAGGCUGAGGCAGGAGAAUAGCUUGAACCCAGGAGGCAGAGAUUGGAGUGAGCCGAGAUCAUGCCACUGCCCUCCAGUGGCCACCGCAUCCGGCAAGGCAGACCGGACCAUUUCUUCAUCCAGAACGUUCUGUGGGCAUCACUGCUCUAGGUGCCUCCCUUAUGGAGUCUCACAAGACUGUCUAGCCAGCAAGAUCUCUUUUCCAGCCAGGCCAGGAGCACCUCUCCACCCACUGCUGCUGGUCUGACUGCCUUCCUGGAGUCCCUCUUGAGGCAGGCCCUGGAGUUAGAAGCUGGGCAGAGGCACCCACAGCCUUAUCCUUUGCCAAUCUCUGACUCAUUGCCACGGCCACUGUAGUGAGCUGAACCACCUCCAGCGGUCCCCUGGCAGAAGCAUCUGGAAAACAUGCAAUGGGAACCUUCACCCUGAGGCCAGGCCCUUCCCAUGCUACCCAACAGUAGACAGGACACCCUGUGUUGUUCUGCACCGGGGUGCUGGGAUCUGUGGAUCCCUGGAGCCUGGAAGCCACUCUCAGCACAUACAGCCACUGUGUUCCAAGGUCCAAUCAGCUGGCCGGGAAGGAAUUCAACACAGCCAAGGACAGGUCUCUAUGAUGACAGGUGGAUGCUCGUGUGACUUUGCUGACCUUUUAUGUUUUCUAUGGGCAAUAAAGGCCAAGAGAACUCC